Molecule: messenger RNA, 2284 nt
Organism: Girardinichthys multiradiatus
Lineage: Eukaryota; Metazoa; Chordata; Actinopteri; Cyprinodontiformes; Goodeidae
Product: tetraspanin-7-like
Exons: 1
Coding region: 280-1368 (362 amino acids)
Cellular component (GO): membrane
Source: RefSeq, a predicted model, not a curated record
GACGUCAGGAUGUCACCAUCAGCGGAAGAAUUUGAAGGACCAUGAAGGUGCAAAGACAAUUUCCAAAUAAAUGGAUAAAUAGGGCAGCUGUGGAUGCAGAUAAAGGUACAACGCAAGUCCCAUCAUUGUGAUUUACAGUCCGGUUGGCGUUGUCGGUGGCAAAUUAAUAACCGGUCGUAAAGAAGAAGGAGGAGAAGGAAAGGCUCUGAUAAAGGAAGGAAGACAAAAGAGGGAGUGUGUAAAAAAAGGGGGAGAGUGGAUAAACCCUGAGCUGAGAUCAUGAGCUCUCCACUGCCGUACGACUCGCUGUUGGCCCGGCCAAGUCCCAGCAGAAGAGCUUUGGACUGGGAACGGGAGCAGCUAGCUGUCAGACGACUUUCUUCCCCACUUGGUGUAAACCUGCUCACUCCUCCUCCACUACCUCGACGACCUUCUGCCAUCCCAGGUUAUCUGCUGCCUCCCUACCAAGACCAAGAAGAGCAGCUUCACCAGCAGCAUCAGCGUCUGUCCUUGUCCGUUUGCUCAGAAGCAUCCCUGGCACCUCCUGCUCCAGUCCUGGUAGGUGCUGCCCCACCUUGCUGUCACCCAGUGGGAGCCAUGCACUUUCUUCGUCUGGGUCUCCUGGUUUUUAGCUGUCUCUUCUGGGCAGCUGGAUUGGCCAUAUUCACCCUGGGUGUAUGGGCACAGAUCUCUUUGGCGGACUACAUGACACUGUCAGCCAAUCGGUACCCCAAUGCCCCACUUAUCCUUCUGUCUACAGGUGCUGCUGUAACUGCUUGGGGUUUCCUGGGUUGCCUUGGGGUGGCUGCAAACAUGCCCUGUGUCCUGAAGGCCUACGGGUUGUUUCAACUUGCUACUCUAGUUGCUGGUUUGGCAGCUGGACUUUCAGGGCUCUUCUACCGUGAAGACAUAGCCGGAGGAUUUCGCAGUGGCUUGCAGCGAGCUGUUGCAGGCUACACAGAGGAUGAAGGCCGUGCCGAUGCACUAGAUAGCCUGCAGAGGGCCUUGGAGUGUUGUGGUGCUGAAGGUUGGCGUGACUGGCUCAAUUCUGACUGGGCUAUUCAGCACAUGACUUUCCUUCCCGCUGAGAAUGGCACCUCUGUCUCCCUUCCAGACAGCUGCUGCAUGAGGCGAAAAGGUUGCGGGAAUCGUCCACUCCUAUCAGAUGACAAUGAAGGAGUCGCUGCUGCAGGAAUCCACCCACAUGGCUGCUUCAGUAAAGUCUUUAGUUUGGUCAAUGACAACGUCUUCCACAUUGCUGCCACCGUGCUGGGUCUGGCCUUCACGCAAAUCGGAGGUAUUACCAUGGCUUGUCUUCUGGCCAAUAAAUUGUCACCCAGACAGCAUGGGCGGGUAGUGGCACACUAAUGGUCUGUCUAAAGAUUUGACCGACCUAUUGACAAAAAAGUUCUGAAUCAGCGAUGAGAUUGUGGAGUAAGGGAGUUGCUAGAAUUGGAGGUUUGUUCUUCUAGAAGAAAGAGUCAAGUUGAUAUUUUACAAUUCUUUAAAGCUCAUAGGCGAAAAUAUGUCUUUUUGACAUGAACACAAUUGCUGUCAAUCUUUGUAUAAGGGAUACAAGUAGAGAGAACUGUUUUUAUCAAUCUUCUGCAUUUGGCCCAUUUGAGUUAAGUAUUAGCAGAUUCAACAGCCUCGUGUGUUUGGGAACAGACAUUGUUGGGUGUAAGCACUAGUCCUAGCUCAUCCUUUUCUCCGUAAACACAUUUUUUUAUCCAUGAUGUUUACAAAGUAUGGGUCCACAGCAAUAGGUAACAGAUACUGAACUAAAAACCUUUAAAUGAAGAUAUGAAAUUUUUAAUAAUCCAGAUUAUUUCUUUUGCAGCUGUAUUAUGUCAGUCUGAAAUAAACUUCUCUAGGUUUCUACAUAGGUUUCACGCAAAAACAUUUUUUGCUGGGGUUUUAGUCCUUCAUGUUAAUUUUUAAAUAUUAAAUACUAAAACAUUUAUGGCAGAUGUUUAGACAGUAGGCAGACAUUAAAUAAGGAACCUGGAUAUACCAGACAGUGAUAGAUGGAAAGGAUGGACACAAAGAGGGAAGGACACAAAAAAAUUUAAGUUGGACCCAUGAAAUGAAAGACGAGAUGCAGAAAAAGGAAGGAAAGAGGACAGAAAGGGAGCAAGGAAGGAUGGGAGUUUGGAUACAAGGAAAGAAAGAAGGAAUUAAAGGACACAAGUGAGGAAGGGAGGUCGGACAGAGCACAGGAAAGAAACAUUGAAGAAAUUACACAAUGCAUGAGAGAACAAAGGACUCAAAGAAGGAAAGACAC